Lotus japonicus is the source of this 2946-nucleotide messenger RNA. Its product is annotated as protein SEEDLING PLASTID DEVELOPMENT 1. The record is from RefSeq and is a predicted model, not a curated record. Bases 472 to 2529 code for a protein of 685 amino acids. Gene Ontology annotation, molecular function: ATP hydrolysis activity. The transcript is spliced from 9 exons. Lineage: Eukaryota; Viridiplantae; Streptophyta; Magnoliopsida; Fabales; Fabaceae.
CUUAAUGACGUGCAUAGUAAUCUGGUCAAUUAAUUUUAAAACAUCAACUAGUUUACUUCUACUACUACUGAUCUUGAGUUCCAUGAAUGUGAUAGUCUAAAGCCUAAAAUCAACUAAAAACAAGUAGGGAAAAGAAAAAAAGCAAGAUAGAAAAGUCUUUUGGAACAAGAUUUUGUGGAGGGAACGUGAACGCAAGCCUAUUGUUCUGUAGUGCAUUUUUGUGUGGUGAACAAACCACGUUGGUGUGCUUGAAUCAUUACACUUACCAACCCUUCGUUUUUUCAACAUACACACUUUAGUUUCUUCUGUUAAUUUCCGUCCCUCUAAUUUCCAUUUCCAUUUCCGCACAAUAGAAGAUACCAUAGAAUCUUCUUCCCUCCCUCUCUCUUCUCUUAUUUAUUCUUCUUCAAAAAUAACUAACAUUCACACAACACAACACAAACACACGAAAUAUCAAACACACACGAAACAAUGAAAGCACUGAAUUCGCGUGUUGUCCUCAUAGAUCUUCACAGUUCCAAUCACCACGUCUCAACCUCCACCCUCGCCUACGUUCACAACUCCAACUUCAUCUCCGCCGUCUCCUCCUCAUUCCGCCGCUCGGUGCGGCAGGGGAUUCGCUCCGCCAGGUCCUCGCCGGAGAUUCGACGCCCCUCCGAUCGCUUCUUCUCCAGCAAUGGGCUGUCGUUGUCUUCGUCGUCGUCGUCCGCGUCCGCAUCCGCAUCCACCUCGCGCCCGGAGGAGCUGGAGAUGUUCCUAGAGCUGCUCCCGUUGAAGAUGAGGAGGGAAUUGCACCGCCAUAGUGAGAUUGGAGGGCUCAUAGAGGUUGUCAUGGAUUUGGGUCGAAAGCCUCUUGCCAGGUUCCCUUCCGGUGAUUGGUUCAUCUCUGAACAACCCAUCCAGCCUGAAGAUUUGGAUCAUGCCAUUUCCAAGGUUGGUGAUUUUUCUGAUGACAACCGGUCCGGUAUUGAUAGGUCCUUGCAUCGUAUAAGUGCAAUUCGGAAUCGUAAAAUGCAAAUAAUUGGUCUUACUUGCCGGGUGGGUCGAGCAGUGAGGGGUAGUGCUGAAAUCUUACGUGAUUUAGUUGAGGGAGGAGGUUCUAUAUUGGUCAUUGGACCUCCUGGUGUGGGCAAAACAACCUUAAUCAGAGAGCUUGCAAGGAUGUUGGCAGAUGAGUUCAGGAAGCGCGUUGUAAUAGUGGAUACAUCCAAUGAAAUUGGAGGAGAUGGGGAUGUUCCUCAUGUAGGCAUAGGAAGGGCUAGGAGAAUGCAAGUUCCAAACGUGAAUAUGCAGCAUAAUAUUAUGAUUGAAGCAGUUGAAAAUCAUAUGCCUGAAACCAUUAUAAUUGAUGAAAUUGGAACAGAGCUCGAAGCAUUAGCAGCCAGUACUAUUGCUCAAAGAGGAGUACAACUGGUUGGAACAGCACACGGAAUGACCAUUGAAAACAUCAUUAAAAAUCCUUAUCUUCAGAUCCUUGUUGGUGGCAUAGAGAGCGUAACUCUUGGGGAUGAGGAAGCCAGAAAAAGGAAAGUGCAGAAGACAAUUCUUGAAAGGAAAGGAGCUCCAACAUUUACAUGUGCUGUUGAGAUGAUAUCUAAAACUGAAUGCCGUGUUCAUCAUAGAAUAGAUGCAACUGUGGAUGCCAUUUUGGCAGGAAAACCUCCAAUAUUUGAAGUCCGUCAUUGGGAUGAUUUCGCCAAUGAUUUGGUGGAUGAUGCUCCAAUGCCUGAAAUAAAGCAUGGAGAAACAUCUGAUUUAACUAAGAAUAAUGUCAUAAGAUCUGACGUAGAGUCUGAUGAGGAUGAUAAUGAUCAUCCUUCUUCUUGGUCCAAGAAAUCGAGUACUACUAGUGGAUCUGUGGUGAAGAGGAGUUCACCAAUGCAAGUUUAUACUUACAAGAUUCUAGAAGCUGAUCUACUUCAAGUAGCAAAGGUGAUGGGACUUGAAGAUGUAAUAGAAGCAACUGAUGACAUUGGAGCUGCUGAUGCAAUUCUAGCAUCCGGUUCUGAGUUACGCGGGAACCCAUGGAUCCGUGCUGUAGCAAAGUUCCACCACUUACCUGUAUUUGUUCUAAAGUCAAAUACCAUGGCACAAAUGGUCAAGGCAGUACGAAUGAUCCUUGGGCUAGAAUCCUUUGGCCCUCCACCAAAGAAGCCACUAAAGGGCUCUCUGGAUAUUGAAAUCGAGGAUGAUGAACCAAAGCGAAAACCAUCUCUGGAAGAGAUUGAUGCGUUGGAGGAGGUCCGGCUUGCAAUCGAAUACAUAGUGAUUCCUGGUGGAGAGGCUGUGGAACUUCUUCCUAGACGUUCUGAAAUUAUUGACCGGCAGCUUGAACUCGUGCAAAGCUAUCAGUUAGCAGCUGAAAAAUCAGGCACAGAACAGAACCCCAGGUUGCAGAUUCUUCCCUUGAGGCUAAAUGCCAAAAAGUCCUCUAAGUCAAGUUCUGUUUCCAGAAAGAAAACAAGUCCUACCUCUGGUGGGGGUGGCAAUGGUACCAGUGUCACCAGGCUUCCUAUUUUGCCAGAGUAAUUCAAAAUUUUCUCUGAUUCUAACAUGUUUCACUUCUAGCAUGUUUGGAUCAGCUUCUCUUUCAUCAUAAUCAAUUCUGAAACCCAGAAGCUUCUCCCCAUAAUUGAUUCUGACUUCAGAAUCAAUUGUCGAAGGAUUUCCAAACAUGGUCUGUACAUGUAUGUAUAAUAAUGUAUGUAAUGUUACACGUACAGUCAUGCAAGUGGUGUAAAUAAUUUAUUUAUAGCCAAAGAGGUUAUAGCUCAAUUGGGGUGUAAAUAAUUUAUCGAUGUCCAAGUUGGAUCAUCCGCCAAGCUACCCCUACCUGUACUUAGGUCCUUGCAUCUCCAAUAUACAUAUUCAUCUGUAAUGAUUAUACGAAUGGAGUUCAAUUUAUAACGGCACACAUGUGUAAAUUGUAAAAGAUGUUGAUUCAGA